AUGGCUUCAGCAUCGAGCGCCGGAAGGCUGUGCAUGCUGGCCUGCCGGCGGGCACUUCGCGUGCCGCGGAUGCCUCGAACACAGCCAAUUGCCUGGCACGCGCCCGCGACAACGACGAUGGGCCGGGCAUUCGCUACUUCAUCGCGGCGGCUAGCGGACGAAAAGGCCGGGCAGGACGAGGAAGGCGAUGGCGAGGCGUACAAGACGCUGGACUUGAAGCUGUUGAACAAAGCUUUCCUGGACGGCGUUACGCCGGAGAGUUUGAGGCAGCUGGAUGAGCUUGCGAAGAACAACGGAUACACGACGGUGGAGGAGUAUAUCGAGGCGACGAUGCGGGAAACGCCCGGGUGGGCGUCGGAAGACAGGGCGCUGGAGGAGGAUCUCUACAAAGACGACGUUGGCGAGAAGCCGAAUAAGUCGUCGUUCUGGUUCGACGAAGACGACCCAGAGACGAAUACGGAGGAGCACGAUGAGUUUGACGAGGACGACAUCACCUCCAUGGCGCACGGCAAGCUGGACGAGAUCCGAGACAUGAGGCACUAUGAUCGGUUGGCGGUCUGGGAGAUGCCUCUCCUUGCCAAAUUCGCCAAGCCAUUCGUCCCCCCUACAGAGAAGCAGGUGUUGAGGUGGAGGUACACGACAUACAUGGGCGAGUCGCACCCCGCCGAGAAGAAGGUGGUCGUGCAGUUCGCCCCCGACGACUUGAAGCUGUCCGAAGUGCAGACCGAGAAGCUGAAGAAGCUCGCCGGCCCGCGAUACAACCCCGAGACGGAGCUCAUCAAGAUGAGCUGCGAGAGCUUCGAGCACCAGGCGCAGAACAAGCAGUAUCUGAUCAACCUGGUCAACGACCUGAUCGCGGCGGCCAAGGACCCCAAGGACACCUUCCAGGACGUGCCGCUCGACCUGCGGCACCACAAGAUCGAGCCCAAGCCCCAGUUCCCGAAGGAGUGGCGGCUGACGGAGGAGAGGAAGAAGGAGCUGGCAGAGUACCGGCAGAAGGCGGCGAUUGCCGAUGCGAAGAGGGCUGAGGAGGGACUGUUGGUGGAUGGGCAGAAGCUGAUUGACGACUUUUUGAUACAGAAGCUGGCGGAGGAGCAGGAGAAGGAGAGGGUUGCGCUGUUGGAGGCGGUGCCGAGGGCGACAAAGUUGACGGGAGGAGGUUCAAGGGCCAGGAAGUGA
Trichoderma reesei QM6a is the source of this 1179-nucleotide messenger RNA. RefSeq names its product xylose isomerase. Gene Ontology annotation, molecular function: structural constituent of ribosome. Bases 1 to 1179 code for a protein of 392 amino acids. Gene Ontology annotation, cellular component: mitochondrial small ribosomal subunit. Gene Ontology annotation, biological process: mitochondrial translation. The transcript is spliced from 2 exons. NCBI's taxonomy places the organism in Eukaryota, Fungi, Ascomycota, Sordariomycetes, Hypocreales, Hypocreaceae. The record is from RefSeq and is a predicted model, not a curated record.